Molecule: messenger RNA, 1981 nt
Organism: Eurytemora carolleeae
Lineage: Eukaryota; Metazoa; Arthropoda; Copepoda; Calanoida; Temoridae
Gene: Sec6
Product: exocyst complex component 3-like
Biological process (GO): exocytosis; exocyst localization
Cellular component (GO): exocyst
Molecular function (GO): SNARE binding
Source: RefSeq, a predicted model, not a curated record
CUUUAAGCAUAUUUUCAGGCAAGUGUGGAGGCAAUGUUGAAGACAGCAAUGCAGAGCCAGCUGGAUGGUGUCAGGACGGGUUUAAACCAACUUGAGAAGGCUCUGAUAGAUAUUAAGGAUAUCAAGGAGUGUAUGGUAGAGAUGGAGUCUGCUCUGGAGAUAGUUCCUGAUCUUCAUCAAGCUCUUGGAGAGGUUAGGGAGGAGAACCUUAGACACAGUCAGCUAGCUACAGCAAGAGAGAAUUUGAAGCAUAUAUUUACUGUACCAGAGACUGUUGCACGAACAGAGCAGAGUAUUGUAGAGGGAAGAUUAUUACAGGCUCACCAGUCCCUGGUGGACCUAGAGAACUCAAGGGAUGAUUUACUCUUCGAAUUACAUAGGNUAUACAAUGAACUAGUAACAGCACUCAGAAUAAUUGAACGAGAGGAGAAGGCUGAUGAAGAUUGUUUACUUAGACAGAAGCAAACCGGUUUUUUGCCUCCAGGUCGACCCAAGAAGCUCCGAGAUCGAUGUAUGGCCCGGCUUCGUGAAAGCAUAAACCAGAAAAUCGAGGCCAAUCAGCUGGACAUAAGGGAGGAGAACAAGAUGUGGCUGGUCCGCCAUCUUGAAGUUAUCAGAAUGAUAAUGCUCGAGGAUUUACGGAUUGCGAAACAUCACUUGGUGGCAUGUUUUCCGCCAAAAUACAAUAUAUUCCAGUACACUGUAUCCUUGUAUCAUACUGAGGUUGCAGAUCGUCUUCAUACAAUAAUAGCAGAGGGUUUAGAAGGACAAGAGUAUGUUUCCCUUCUACAGUGGGUGGAACAAACCUAUCCAGGCCCUGAGUUGAUGGGAUCUAGCUCCCUUGGAAUGAAUAAGAACCUGAUACCUCCACUCCUGAACGAGGAGGUAGUGGAGAAACUAAUGAACUCCUAUAUGGAACAGAUGAGAACAAAUUACUCUUCCUGGAUGAGGAACGCAAUAGGACUGGAGAAAGAGGAUUGGACCUCAGAUAGAAAUCCAGAGGAGGAUAUGGACGGAUAUUUUACUACUGCAAGUCCUGUAACUAUCUAUCAAAUGGUUGAUGAAAAUCUACAGGUAUCUGCUACUAUCAGUCCUCAGCUAGUUCACAAGGUUCUACUGUUGGGUAUAGAACAAGUUACACACUUUGGAAAUCUGUACAAGGAAUAUUUAUGUACUCAUGAACUUGAAAUAAUGAAGGGCACAUUGAUUCAACAAAAAGUAUCACCCAAUGAGGCUGGAGAAUUGAUAGGAAUGAUGAAUUUGGAAGGUCAUCAUGAUAAUCAGGCAGCAGCUAAGUUUGAACUUCUCCUCAGAACAUUCCAGUUGAUACGUGAGGAUAGUGUAUGUUAUCUGCUGGACGAGGCCUUCCUAGAUAUAGAAGCUUAUUUCUCGGAGCUGCUGACGUCAAAGUGGCAAACUGGGUCUCAGGCGAUAGAGACCAUUUGUGCUACGCUUAAGGACUAUUUCGAGGAUUAUCAAUUCUUAAAACCAAAAAAUUUCGAACUUGUGAUAACCGAGGCUCAGAACAGAGUAGCCAGAAAAUAUAUAACCUCCAUGCUGCAGAACAAUGUACUUCGACGAAAGAUCUCCUUCACUAACGACCAGGAAAGGAAAACAGCUGCUGUCAAGAUUAAACACGAAGCGAUGAACUGCAAAGCAUUUUUUCUCGACGUUGCCGGAGGAAUGGCGGAAUAUGAUUCUCCGUUUGAUACCUUGGCCACUCUUGCAGAGGUUCUAUCAUCAGAUGAUGAGAUGAUAACACUAGAGUUGGAACNUCUAUCUAGGUAUCCUGAUGUGUCACAUGAACAGUUGUUUUGUCUUCUCCUACUUAGGGGUGAUCUUAACAGGAGUGAUGCCAAGACACUAGCAGGAGAGUUUGUAGCUGAAACUGGGAGUAAUAAACCUCUUCAUGCUAAAUCUAUUUUAUCCCAGGUGAUGGUGUCUUCUAGUGUUACUCUUAAUCCAUUCUCAACGUAAAAAU